This is a messenger RNA of Phragmites australis (common reed), 2540 nucleotides long. RefSeq names its product RPM1 interacting protein 13-like. NCBI's taxonomy places the organism in Eukaryota, Viridiplantae, Streptophyta, Magnoliopsida, Poales, Poaceae. The record is from RefSeq and is a predicted model, not a curated record. The transcript is spliced from 4 exons. The coding region runs from base 597 to 2384 and encodes 595 amino acids.
GAGCCGGAACGCUCCGCGCGCGCCGAGAGCCGCACGAUGCGGACGUGGACGGGCGGACUGGUCAGAAAGUCCCGCUACUUUCAUAUAGUCUAAUAUCGUUAGUGAGAUGUACAAGAGCAUCAGCACAGAAGGAUGAAUUAACAGCGGGAUUUCUCGGAAGAUUCGCGGCACAGGCGAUGAGCAGUCUCCUGCUCUCUCUCUCCAGAACACGAGCAAGAAGUGAUCUUUCUCCCCCUCCGCUGCUUCUUCUCCGUCGAGGAGAGAGAGGACUUCUUGAGGCACUUUCCCCACCCCAUCGAUGCCGGAUUUCGCCGUUCUGCGGUAAAACACUAGUGCGUCGACGGCCAAUCGGCUGCUGGAUGAACCAAGAUUGCAUUUUGAUGGGCUAGGUGUGCUCCUGGACGCGUUUCUUGCGGACCCUUUUAGAUUUUGAUCCAUGGCGACCGGUGACAUCUUGGGCUCACCUUUCUCCGGCUAGCGUUCUGUUGGGGGAAGGAUUUCUUUGUUCCUAGGGACCUCGUUGAGUUGUUGAUGGUUUGGGGAAAUCUGUGGAAAUUUGUGCAGCGGGUGUAAGGUUUUUUGAUUCGGGUGGUUGGAUGGCACCGGUAGGUGGUGUUGUGGAUAUCAGCUCCGACGAGGAGGAUUCCCCCGUGGGCAACAAGUUGCCCCUCGACCCGCUUGGAUGGGCGUCUGACCUUUUCGAUGUGGAUGAUGAUGCAAUCGGGGACGAUUUCGAUGAUCUCAUGAUUAUGAGUGAGUUGUCGUCUCCACCGGUGCUGCAGAAGACAACCAAGCCUGAUGAUCUCCUGAUUAUGAGUGAGUGGUCAUCACCACUGGUGCUGCAGAAUAAGACUAAACCUGAUGGUGGUCGUGAUGAGGACGACGAUGACUGUGUGGUUCUAGACGGCGACCCUGAUAAGGUGGUUACCGUUGCUGAGGAGGAUGGCAGCGAGGGAGAUGGCAGCUCGGAUGAAUUGCAGAUAGUCGCAGAGAAAGGCCAGAUAGCAUGCAGGGAUUUCCCUCACUCGCGCUAUUUAUGCUCAAACUUGCCCUUCAGCACUACUUCUCAUGUGAUGCAUUGCAGCAUGUGCCACUGUUUUGUAUGUGAUGCUCCAGCGCCAUGUAACUAUUGGGGUAACGGAACCUCGGUUGCUGAUCAUUGUCAUGCUGUUGAUAAGGAAACAAAGUGGAAAACACUUAGGCAAGCAUUCAAGUGCAAAACUCUGCCAGCAUCUGGUCCAGAAAAACACCAGAAUGCCAUGUGCUCAACAGUGAUGUCACCCAGACAGCAAGCGCAAGUUAUGCAUCAUCAAGUUGCAGCCCCACAAUCGCUUUCAUCUUCAGUACCAAAUAUGGGUCACCCUUCUCUUGCCAACCGAAGUCCUCUUGCGAGUGAAGUGAGUCAAAACCAACAAAGGCAUCCCUCAGUAAGAGUCUCACUGAGUGUAGCUGGAACUGUCAGUACACCAAGAGCUGGAAGAGGUACAGGCAAUGCUCACAUCGCUCAAAAUACUCAGUCGCAUGCAAUAUUCAAAAGAGUAGGGGUUGUCUCUCCAGGUGUCACAACCACAACCGUUAACCGAUUUGGUUCUGCUGCUACUCCAGAUAAUUCCCUGAUGCAUCAGACCUUGACACAUGUAUCUCAGCCAGUUCAAGUUGCACCAAGAACUUAUUCUUUCACUGGUACUGCUCAGAACAAUCCCCCUCAAAGAUCUUUCAGUGCACCAAUAGCAUUUCAGACACGACAAGGUCAACCAGCAGCAUAUUGCCAUGUUGCUUCAAAUGGAACGAAUGUCAUAGGACCGCAACUUUCGCAAUGCUCCUCAUUGACAACUCAGAGAACACAAUGCCUGCAAGAACCAGUAAUCGAUGUCUGCACAAAAAGCUGGGAAGACAUACUUGCUAGUGUGGCAUCUGAUCUGUUCGAUAUGGGGGUACCAGAUGACAGUAUCAGCACAGCACAAUCUCAGCAUUUAACGACUAACUCUGGACCUGUGCAUUCCACUGUAAGCCAGGGGUUAGGUCUUCAGCAUGAGUCCGUUGCAGCAACAGAGAACUUGACAUCUUCUCAUGUCGAUGAUUUAUUCAAUCAAACAACAGGUGGCAAUGUUCAGGCAGAUGGUUCUCUUCAAACAACACAGAAUUGGCACCAUCUGAAUCACCAGAGCAGUCCUGUUCCUAGCGAAGCUCUUCUGAAUGAUUUUGCGAGUGCCCCUGCUGAUGGAGCUCAUCUGAAUGAUUUUGUGAGUGUCCCUGCUGAUGGAUUAUCAAUAGAAGCUGCUCAUCAUAGUGAGGUACCAAGGCUGGAGUCUACAAACAUUCUACAUAGUGAGGUACCAAGGCUGGAGUCUACAAACAUUCUAUUCGAAUUUGAUUGGGGUUAAGCGGUGCCCUGACAGGCUACCUUAACAAUAAAUCGGUGGCACCGACAUGCCCCUUUGUAGGUCUCCUUCAUAUGAGACAGAGAGGUGAUGUUCCUUUGUACACUUUGUAUAUUCUGUGGUAGAAAUGUUCUGCUUCAUGGUUGUUGUUUACCUGGC